Ornithodoros turicata is the source of this 4965-nucleotide messenger RNA. RefSeq lists its product as uncharacterized. The record is from RefSeq and is a predicted model, not a curated record. Gene Ontology annotation, molecular function: RNA binding. The coding region runs from base 170 to 4723 and encodes 1517 amino acids. The transcript is spliced from 24 exons. Lineage: Eukaryota; Metazoa; Arthropoda; Arachnida; Ixodida; Argasidae.
GCCUGUUAUCGUGUUGUUGUUCAUGGACGCGGAAUAACCAGAAGAACGCAUGCUCGGCCGUUGUAUGCUUUGUACUUGAACAUCGUGUGGAUUCACUUUUUUCGCAUUUAGUAUCCUAUGAAUACGAAAUCAUCCUACAUGUCAGCCGUCUCCAACCUCCUCUUGCGUAAUGCAGGAAGACCUAGACGCAUGGGACCCACUGCGUGAGGAAUAUAACUCUGUUUCCUUCAAUUGUUACACUUCUGGGCCAGGAGCCAACCUUCCUCUUGAAAACCUACCUCCUUUUUCAAAGCAGGCUAGACAGAGCAAAUCUCGAACACUUUGUGUCAAGAACGUUCCUGUACAGCUAACAGAGGUUGGCUUGAGACACUUGUUUAAUUGCUUUGGGAAAGUGCUAAGCGUUCGCAAGCUCGGUCCAAGGCGAGAGUACCCCGGAAAGACAGUAGCGUUUGUCGACUACGGUACAACAGCGGAGGCAUUAGAUGCCAUUCAGAUGCUCUGUGAUAAAGCACCCUUCCAUCUGAAAGUCAAUAUAGCCAUGUCACUUCAAGAAAGACGCAAGAUCGAACAGAGACAGAAGGACGAGAUGGAUGGCAUCUAUAAACAAAUACAGCAGGCAAAGGCUGCUAUUGAGCCAACACGUGCCACUCAGAAACCUGGAAUUGGCAGAGGAAAAGCACCGCAGCAUGUAUUCACGUUAAAUGAUCUGAAAAACAUCAAGGUCACCCUUGGGCAAGGGGUUGGACAGCGUAGUGUCAAGAGCUCAGGCUCUUCUACGAUAUCUUCCUCUAGUGCGUCUUUCAAGACAUCUUAUGACUACGUUGCGGACAGUGAUUCAUCAGCUGGUACGGGACCACGGCGAGUUUGUUUCGUCUGUGGGAAGAAGGCUGAUCUCAGAUGCUCCGUUUGCAAGGUUGUCUACUGUUCCCGCGAGUGUCAAGUGAAAGAUUGGCCCGAGCAUCUCAAAGAAUGCCUGAAAAAGGUGGGGCAAAAAAGAACUGGAAAAUUGGAGAAUUUGUCCGAUUCAGACACAAUAAGUAAGGGAGACCAUGUACAGAGCAAUGGUGUACCGCGGGCUCCUUCACCAAAGAGUACUCAAGGCGGGCAACCUGUGAAGUCUCCUCAGAAGCCUCUAUCUGCCUUAACGCAGCAUCUGGCACAGAAAGCAAAGUCUGAAAAGACCAGCCCACCUCCCCCCAAGGUAGUGAAGCUGGACGAGGUGAAACUUCCUCCUGGAGAAAAGGUUGAGGUCACCAUCUGCCAUGCUGCUUGCUUGGAUGACAUAUACCUCCAGCUGAUUUCCUCUCAAGCAGCAUUGGGAGAAAUGCAUCACAGGCUUCAGGGCUUGUGCAAGGAGGACUCGGGUUAUGAGCCCAAAGAGGGAGACGUAUGUGCAGCUGUUUUCAGCGGCGAAUGGUACCGGGCCUGCGUAAUACAAGUCUUAUCGACCCCUGGUGGCUGUCGAGUGUACUUCUUGGACUAUGGCAACGACAGUACGGUUGCAUUAGCAGACAUGUGUGCUCUCCCACUAAAGUGCACAGAUCUCCCAAUACAGGCUGUGCAUUGUAGGUUACACGACAUUCGGCCUAAAGAUGGGGCAGAUAAACAGAUCUUAGAGGAACUGUCUCGGCUUCUUUCAACUGGCCUGCCACUCGUUGCGAAACUGGUGAAGAUGUCUGAUGACGAAAGGCACGAGGUGGAACUCUUCUCUAAUGAAGGACAAAGUUUUUCUGCCCUCCUGAAGGCCAAGGGUCUCAUCAAUACGCCCCAGAAGUCUCAGACUAAAAUGGAGGAGGUAGCGUCGAUCCUAGACCAGAGUCCAGUGGGGACGAAGUUGGAGUUGCACGUUAUUGUCCGUGCAGCUGACUGUGCCUGGUGUACAGCAUUAGAUAAGGAAAUGCAGGAGAUAGAGAACGAACUGAAUGCGACCUGCCCUCUCGUUGCUGGGAGUGUCCGGAAAAGCUUUCCCGUAGGAGAGUUUGUUGCCUCGCAGUCCCUGGAAGAUGGCUGCUGGUACCGUGCCUGCGUUAUCCGUGCAAGCCCUACAGAACGCUGGGUACGGUACUUGGACUACGGCAACGACGAGGUGAACACCGCGGUCGUGCCUCUCGACCUCGAGCAGAAGCGUAUGGUACCUCGCGCUGUUCGCCUUUCUGGACCCGUCAUUGCCUCUCUGAAAGUGGGCGAUGUUGUUUUUGCAAAGAUAAUGCACAAUGCAGAGGGGAAAGUCACAGCAGAUAUAAUAGAUGGAAAAAAUGAAGCAGCAAGACUUGGCACAUGCAAGUUGGACCAGUGGCACUUUGGGACAGAUUGCUUCAGAGGCCCAGGCGAGUUGCGUGAGGAUGGAGUCAGAAAUGGACCUCGUCCUUCAUCAGCAACACCCCCCGCACAGGAGUCUUUCCGAGCUGAGGAACUUGUGCCUAAAGUGAUUCACAUCCCCGUGCGAGGUGUUCCAGAGAAGAAGUGCAACAUGGGCUUGUCGUGGAAAACAUCAGACGUCUUGUUCCUCCACCAGGAGUCCCUCAUGGAAGGCCUUGCCACAAUGAUGGACAAACUCCACGAGUGGGCCAAGACGACAAAAGCGAGUCGCUCCCACUAUGACGUGGGAGACUAUGUUGCGGCAUAUUCUAAGGAUGUGAAUGCGUGGCACCGCGCACGGGUGUUGAGUGAGAAGAAUGCAGAUGGUGCCUAUGUGGUUCUGCUCGUGGACUUUGGCAACAGCGAGAGCAUUCCUCCAUCUUCACUGCGGUACCUGCCUCCCCAGUUUGCGGACUAUGCCAUCUUUGCGCACUGUGUGGUCCUUGACGGCGGAGUAUCUCCCGAAGACCCUCGCCUGGAGCAAAUGUUGAACCAAGAGCCGUUUGCAGCCGUUCAAGUGGGAUGCCGCAGCGGAGUGCCCGUCGUAAAAUUGGUGCGCAAGAAUGGCACCUGCAUAACGGAUGUGCUCAGUGGAGCCGUAAAGGACGCAGCAUUGUCAAAGUCUCCCAAAGCACCGAUGUCUGAAACGAAUCUUAUCCAGUCCAAGUCUCCCAAAGCACCGACGCCUGAAGCGAGUCUUCACCAGUCCAAGUCACCCAAAGCACCGUUGCCCGAAGCCAGGCUCAUUGUCCCACCAUGCCCAGUCCCUGAGCAGAGCUUUCAAGCCGUAAUAACGAGCACAGAUGGACGACUCUACUACAUUCAGCCUGUGCUACGGAGCGAGAGUCUGCUCAGAAUCACGACUGCACUCCAGUCACCCCCUGCCGAAACUUUGGCAUCAUGUAGUCCUCAGGACUUUGUGAUUGCCCGUGCUACGGACGAUGGUUGCUGGUACAGGGCGCAGGUCGUCUCCCUUGCUGCCGGUGGGAAAAAAGCGGAGGUUUUGUACGUGGACUACGGCAACAGUGAAGUCGUGGACAGAGAGGCGUUGAAGCCUCUGACCUCGGCUCUGUCUCGUGAGCCAGCCUGUGCUCUUGCUGUGGAGCUUGACAGGGUGCCUGCACUACCUCCGGCUGACGUCGCUGUGCUGGUGAACGAGCAAAUGAAGAUUGAGGUUGUGGGAGGCAAUUCUGAGAAGUUGAAAGUUCGAAUGACCACCAGUGAUGGGGACUGCAUCAAUGACAUUCUUGCACCACAGAAUGCUCCUGCUGAGGAGGUGCGAUUUCACAUCCCCGAGGCCACACUUCCAGCAGGCCGCUCAGAAGCUGUACUUGCAGAUAGGGAAGGAAACACUGUUUACCUCCAUCUUACAGCAAACGUGGACCUACUGGAAAGCCUGCUGAAUGAGGUUAACAGUUCCGUGCCCAGUACCAUUCCGGAAGUGGUGUCGGAGGGCGAUGCUGUGUCCGUGAGACCUUCGGGAGAGGGGUUGUGGCACAGGGGAACGGUGCAAAGCAUUGGCGCAAGUGGUAAAGUGAAAGUACGCUUGGUUGAUGCAGGCCGCGUUGAAGAGGUAUCAAAGGACGAAUUGAGGUACUUGUCUGGCAAGCUGGCUACACUGCCCGCCCUAACUGUUGCUGUGUGUCUGCACGGAUUGCUGGACCUUAACGAUGCCAUGCUCGAGCCACUGAAAGAUGAGGCUGUCAUGGUAGAAGCAGUGGGGAAUGGUUCUCCUCCGGCUGUCAAGCUCUACAAUGAAGCCGGGGAGUGCAUCAACGAUUCCCUGAAACGUUCUGCCGAUAAAAGGGCUGCAUUCCAAACAGCAACGCCACAACAAGCCAAGCUUAUACCGGAACACGAGCUUCCAAAAGGUCGAACGAAUGUGACGAUCGUCACGGCAUCAUCGGAAGCCGCCGUCCUCACUGUCAUGCAGACGUCGCUCGCCACUGAACUGGGUACCAUGAUGGCGGACCUGAACGCUGUAGUCUCGACUUUGCCGCCUGCAAGGGCCAUCGUGCCUCAAACCUACAUGUGUGCCAAAUAUGCGGCGGAUGGAUUGUGGUACCGUGCGCGGGUGACUGCAAAAGGAAAGUCUGGAUUUGUCGUCUGCUUUGUUGACUUUGGCAACGAGGAGGAGGUGCCUGCAAACGACUUGAGAGCCCUGCCCGAAACGUUCUUGACCAUCCCGCUGUUUUUGAAUAAAGUUGCGGUGGCGGGAGUCAGCAAGAUACACCAGGACCUCUGCAAGGACAUCUUGGAAAUUCCUGCAUGGAUUGAGGUCGUGGACCACACGAAGAAUCCUCCGUGCGUCAAUGUUCUCGGUGAGGACGGUGUGAUUCUCAACAGUGAAUUUGCCUCGUCCUAAGUAUUGUGCGUGAAAGUACUUCUCAGGAACAUUGGAAGGACACCAAAGGCUGCAAGUUAGCAGAACAAUUGUUAAGUGUUGACCUAUUAUUUGAUGUUUAUAGUGCAGUGACUGCUGUACAAGGUUAUCUUUUUUUUCUUUUUUUUUUUUCUUUUUCUCUUUCUCAAUAUGCCUAUGUAACGAACCACUCAAAGCACAGUUAGGGUAAACAAAUAAGUGUUAUAAAGCUUUAUCAGCUAUGA